GGAGGAGGAACUUGGCUUAGGUGAUGUAUUCAGUCAUCUUAGUUUUCAUUUCUGACAGUCAUCAUGAAGACAGCAGUGACCCUCCUUGCUCUCUCUCUCCUUCAUGUCGGCUUUCCUGUACCAGUCAGCCGCCCAACCAACUGGCUCAGACAAUGCCAUGCCUCCACCAACCUCUCCAUCACAGCACUGGAGGUGCUGCCAGGUGGUGGCUGGGAUAACCUCCGGAAUAUAGAUCUGGGUCGAGUCAUGAACCUCAGCUACUUCCAGUGUCAGACCACUGAGGAUGGGGUCUACCUCAUCCCAGAUGAGGUGUUUGUCAUUCCCCAAAAACAGACGGGCGUGGAGACCAACUCAGAGAUAAUCAGCUCCUGGAUGGAGCAGAAAAGCUCUACAUCUUACUCCAUAAAUGCAGACAUAUCCUUCCUCUCUCUGCUGAAUGGCAAAUUUUCUACUGAGAACCAGAGGAUGAAAACCCAUCAGGUCAAAGACUCUUCAACUACAGCUAGAGUGCAGGUUCGUAACCACAUCUACACAGUUAAGGCUUAUCCAGACUUCACUCUGGACACACGCUUUGUUCAACAAGCCAAAGAGAUAGCUGAUGCAAUUGAAAACAACCAGACGAGGAACGCAGACUAUCUCUCAGAGAAGAUGGUGCUGGACUAUGGAACUCAUGUGAUCACUAGUGUCGAUGCGGGGGCUACUUUGGUGCAGGAAGACUACCUGAGUUCUACAUAUGUGUCGGACAGUGUGUCACAAAGUUCCUCUAUCAAAGCUCAAGCAGGCUUAAACUUCUUUGACAAACUGAAAUUUGACAUAAGCAGUCAAAAUACCCAACAGAGCUCAGCACUUCAAACAUAUCAGGCCAACAUUCAGUACUCUCUCAUUCAAAGCCAUGGAGGUGGCACACCUUUCUACCCCGGCAUCACUCUGCAGAAGUGGCAGGAAAGUACCAGAAAUAACCUAGUUGCUAUUGAUCGUUCAGGAUUCCCCCUACACUACUUUAUAAACACCAACACCAUCCCUGAUCUGCCAGAGCCCACAGUUCAAAAAGUAGCUCUUAGAGUGAAUCAAGCCAUAGAGCGAUACUACAAGGUCAACACCCGUCCUGGCUGUGUUGAUAUCAGCUCCAAGAACUUUAAUUUCCAGGCCAACCUUGAUGAUAAUUCCUGUGAGGGCCCUGCUACAAACCUCAGUUUUGGUGGUGUCUACCAAGAGUGUAUUAAACUCAGCUCAGAUGCAGAUCCACUUUGUGAUGCCCUGGCUCAGGCAAACCCUGGAACAGGUGGCUUCUCCUGUCGCUCACCUUACUCCCCAACUUUACUGAGAUCAGAAGUGAGACAGCAGGGUUACAAUGUGCAUCAGUGCUAUGACAGACGUUAUUCCUGUGGAUUUUUGGGGUUCUCCACUUGUCAUAGAUUAGAGUGUCAGGACAACUACUAUGUUCGCUAUGCUCGCAUCAACACCUACUGGUGUUCUGUAAAUGGAAAGGCCCCUGACAACUCAGGGUAUCUAUUUGGAGGCAUAUACAGCCCCUCUCUCCUGAACCCCCUCACCAAAACUAAAAGCUGCCCGCCAAACUUUAUUCCACUUAAGUUUUUCUCAGAUGGCCAAAUGAUCUGUGUGAGUGACGACUAUGAAACUGGCACCAGGUACGCAGUACCAUUCGGAGGCCUCUUCAGCUGUGAGUCAAGCAACCCACUGGCUGGAGGCCAACGCCGCUGCCCUCCCAAAUUCAGUCAGCACCUUGCUACAGUGAGUGAUGGCUGUGAAAUUCUUUACUGUGUUCAGUCAGGACUGUUCACAGGUGGGCAGCUGCUGCCAAUCCGUCUGCCUCCUUUCACUAAACCUCCACUUGUCAGCAUGCAAGCCACCAACACAGUAAUGGUGAUGACUGAGGGAGAAAAGAGCUGGGUCAGAGUAGGGCAGACCAAGAUGUGGAAACUGGCUAAACCAGAGGAAAUCAGGGAAAUUGUACGCCAGAUUCAUCCAGAAUUGAGUCAGAUGUCUAGUGGAGAGAAGGUAGGGGUAGCCUUUGGGGUGAUGGGUAUGAUGGUGCUGGUGGUUGUAGGGGCAGUACUCCUGCUGAAGAGAAGGAGAAGGUUGUCUGGGUUUAGGAUGAGUAGAGGCUAUGAGGAAAUACGUGGAGAGAUUGAGCAUGAUGAAUUAGAGAGGGACGCACAGCAAGAUGAGGCUUGAGAAAAACAAACAGCUUAUAAGCUUGGCACCCAGAGACUUUGCUUUUAAGUUCCUUGUUGAUAGUCAUCUCAAGUCACUGUUGCAUGGCUUAUGGGUGUGGAAAAAUUCUCACAUCUUUAAGGGCUCCUAGCUUAACUUAGUCAGACUUUGCAUUAACAGUUAGUCUUUUGAAAUGUUUAUGAAACCAGUCAGUAACUUACAUAGCUACACUGUAACACCUAACACUUUAGAUAGUAAAUCUUAUAGUUUUAUUAAUACAUUUUCUAGUAGACAUUUUUGCCUGAUAGCACGAUGUGUACUUUAAGCUGUUGUUUAGCACUGGUAAACUGCAUUUUGCACUUAAAAACUUACAAUAUGUAUGUAUGUAAAAACUUACAAUAUCAUAUUCUGUUAAAGUUGAUCAAAGACACAUUUGACUCCCGAGCAAUCUGCCUUUGAAAUCACGAAGUUAUACGAUGAAAGCAGUAGUGAUUUCCAAAGGCCACAGGGAAACCAAUACUACCCCCAUGAGGCUGAGAUGCACAAUACCACUUAGUGUAUAAAAAUGUUGUCCCCCAUUUAAGAACUUGAAUGCUUUGAAUGACUUUGCUUGGAUGUAUAAUUCAUAAUGCAUGUCGGAGGUAAUUUUUUUUUUUUUUUUUAAGUAAAAGAAGCAUUAGAUUAAGGAUUUAUUUUUGUACUGUACUUUGUAUCAUAUUACUAAAAUUGACUGGACUCAUAACUGAAUGUCAAUUAAACUUUUCUGCACUUCAUUAAAGCAAUUUAAAAUGA
Messenger RNA from Lates calcarifer (barramundi perch), 2967 nucleotides. RefSeq names its product macrophage expressed 1, tandem duplicate 1 (gene mpeg1.1). Lineage: Eukaryota; Metazoa; Chordata; Actinopteri; Centropomidae. The coding region runs from base 64 to 2196 and encodes 710 amino acids. The transcript is spliced from 2 exons. Gene Ontology annotation, biological process: defense response to bacterium. The record is from RefSeq and is a predicted model, not a curated record.